Messenger RNA from Microthlaspi erraticum, 2721 nucleotides. The record is from the annotation of a GenBank genome assembly. NCBI's taxonomy places the organism in Eukaryota, Viridiplantae, Streptophyta, Magnoliopsida, Brassicales, Brassicaceae.
AUGGAACUGGUGCGAGAUUCUCUAACUUUCGAGCUUGUUUUCGCUUCACCGAUGAUGCUUGAGCUCUGCUUUUUAACUUUCUGUGAAAAAAUCUGUGAUCGAAGCAUUUUUCUCAGAGUAUUCGUCAUAGAACCUGCAUCUCUGAACCUCGAUUUCACUGAGAUCUUUGACUCCUGGCCGAAAAUCCCCCAGAAACUUUAUCCCGCCGGAAAAGUGUCUCCUGAUGAUUCUUCCGACGCCGGCGUGGCUGAGACCUACGCCUUCGUAGAUUCCGUACUGAAAGACGACAAAUCUGAGUUUGUUUCCCUCGUGAAACGCCUCUUCGUCGGAGAAGACGAAGAGUCCGAGAGAAGCGAGGCUUUGAAGCUUCUCAGCGCUUGCUGCGGUUACGAUGCUCUCAUCUGCGCUUCCUCCAUCAUCAACGGCGAUAUCGGAUCGGUUCCGUACAUCAACGACGUGGUUGCCGAGACGGGGCUCUCGCCGCUGCACACGGCGGCUGAGGCUAACUCGCCACGGUGUGUGGAGAUGCUGCUUAAACGACGCGCUCGUACGGAUAUGAGAAGCAAAGACGAACGCGCUUUGCUUCCUCUGGAGCUAUGUCUCUGCAACGGCAGCUUGGAAGUGCCCUGGAAUCCAAGUGGUGACUCUCUUGGAGACUUGAUCCUUCUGCUUGGUGACAAGGACUUCACGGUGGUGAAACUACUUGCUGAAAAGACAAAGGAAGUGGACGCCGUGGCACAUGCAUAUGCGAGGGCUGGUGCGAUAGUUCCUCUCACUGCAUUGCUGAUAGUAGCAAUUGACAAGAUCAGAGAGGCAACUGUGGCAUUUCAGGAUAUUGAUGAUUCUGUGUCGAAAAAGCGGAAAACAACGAUCUAUGAGUCUGUUAUUCAAGAAGCGCUGCGUAGUAACAGCUCGACGCAAAGUAUAUGUAGCCAGAAAAGAAUGCUCUUGCUUCGGGAGAUUGAACUCCUUCAGCUCUUUGGUGCUGCAGUUUUUAGUGAAGUUGUGAAUAAGCAAACCUCACCGCUUAUCUCCAUUGUACAGGCAGGAGAUGAAGCUGUUCUUGAACUGCUUAUUAACACCAACAUCGAUGUCAACGAAACAGAUGCAGAAGGGAAUACUGUUCUUCAAUGCAGCCUGAAGGGAUCAUCUGUGCCACAUAAACAGCAAACCAGUAUCAUGAACCUACUUAUUGCACAUGGUGCCCGAAUUACCCAAAAGAACAAGUUGGGUUUAUCUGCAGUACAUUUUGCUGCUGCAAAUGGAAAUUUAUCUGCACUUAAGAUUCUACUAGCGGCCAACCCUGAGUUGGUUCACGUCAAGACAGUAAUCAAAGAGACGCCACUAUUCUUUGCAGUGAGGAAUAACCAUCUUGACUGCGUUGAGCUGCUUCUUAAAUGUGGAGCAAGUACAGAAAUUCAUAAUAUACGAAAACAGAGACCAAUAGAGCUGACACAGUCGCAAGAUAUACGAUUCCUCCUUAACCCAACAAAAAUCAGUGGCUUUAGCAAAGAAGCAGAACUUGCUGCGCAGUUGCAUAGUGCAAUUCCAACAAAAGCAGAUGAUGAAGAAACCAGUUUCCUCGGAAAUUCCGUGCCACCAUGGCUCAAAACGUUUGUAAACUGGCUUCCUGGGUACCUCCAAGAUACAUCAACAGCACGCAACUGGAAAGGUCGAUAUCCCCUCUCAUCACUCAAAGCCGAUUUCCGCACUAUUUUUGGCAAGGAUCUCGAUCACGCCUCUCUUGGUUUCUCCAAGCUCAUCGACUUCAUCAAGUAUUUUCCAAAUCUCUGUCAAGUGAAAGCCGUCCCCAUAGGGAAAUCUGGAUCUGCAACCCAUUUGGUGAUGUUUCCCUGCAAGGUUUCGAAGCUCAAAGGAAAACCUCCUGAGCCACUCAUUAUCAACAGCAAUGACUCUCUCUCUCCCAGCAGACCGAAAGUCUCAUCAACCCCAGCUCUUAAAUUGAUUCCGCAGCCACAUGACUCUAAAACCUUGAAGCCAUUUCUAAACAGUGACUCUCUCUCUCCCAACAAACCGAUAGCCUCAUCAACACCAGAUCUUGUAUGCAGUGGCAGCUUCAUACAACAAGCACAUGAUUCUAAAACCAUGAAGCCAUUUCUCAACAGUGACUCUCUCUCUCCCAACAAACCGAUAGCCUCAUCAACCCAUGAUCUUGUAUGCAGUGGCAGCUUCAUACAACAAGCACAUGACUCUAAAACCUUGAAGCCAGAGCCAGAACCAGAACCCCAACCUCCUUUGGCUGCAUCUUACAGAAACCAUCAACAACUUAAACAUCCGGUUUUGGAGAUACUUGCAAAGAUCAGAAACAGCACUUCCAUGUUCUUUCUCCGUGAAUUCGACUUUUAUCAAAGCUAUGAGAAAUGUUUAAAGCAUGGAAUGUGUUUCUGGUGCAACGAGGGCAUGCUUCUAUGGGCAAACUUCCCAUGCCGGCACAAACUCUGGUGCAGCUCUUGUAAACAAAAGGUGACCCAAUUUGCAGGAGGGUGGCUUGACGAAGACCACCACAGAUGUGUGGUCUGUGACGCCAAAGUCGAACGUUUCAUCUUGUCCCCACCAUUUGGGUUCGAUCAUCAGAGGCUUUCAAGUGGUCUCCCUAACGACGUUGAAUUAGCAACUUCGUUCCUUCAGUUUCUGAGUUUAAGAAACUCCAUGAAUAAGCAAGGGACCAUUCAUUGCUCGGAUACAUCAUAUGGGGCAUAG